AUGAAAAUUCCAUGCAAACCAGUUCUAACUCAACAUAGGAACCUUUCAGUACUGUCCAACAUCCAUUUCAUUUUACUACUCUACUAAAACUCUAGCUAGUUAAUCAAGCAAUGGCCCGAAAAUACGCAGUUGCUGCUGCCUUGGUUUUGCUCUUUGUUGGCCUGAUGGCGCCUCCUGCUGCUGCUGCCCGGAAUCAGGAUGGUCUCUUAAGCGGUAUUUUAGGGAGUGGUGGGCGUUUGUUGAAUAUCCAAGGGAUACUUUACUGUACCCUCAAUGGCACUACUGGUCUCCUUGGCUCUGCCACACCAGUGUUCUCCGGUGCUGUGGUUCAAUUAAAGUGUGCAGCUGGAAAUAUAGUUUCGAGUACAACAACAGAUGCCAAUGGUGCAUUUUCCAUACUCUUGAAUCCACUUCAGUUUGUUCUGUCAAAUGUCCUACAGCAAUGCAAAAUAGUCGUCCCUACGCCACUCUCCAACUGCGACUCCACUCUCCCAGCCGUUGGAGGUCUGGUCUCCCAAUUACAGAUUGUUGGAAGUAUUCUUCUUGGCCUUCUCAACGUUCUAAAUGUGAUCCCGUCAGGUUUCAGUUUCUACCAGGUGCUCUGAUGAGCUACGCACAAUUACAAAGUGUUGCGAAUAUUAUCAAUAUAUCAUAUCCAUGAUGAAGUUGUAAGAAUUACUCUGUACUUUAUGAUAUCUGCCAACAGCAAUAAAACAAAAUAAAUUGGCUUA
This is a messenger RNA of Daucus carota subsp. sativus, 731 nucleotides long. Its product is annotated as phylloplanin. The transcript is spliced from 2 exons. NCBI's taxonomy places the organism in Eukaryota, Viridiplantae, Streptophyta, Magnoliopsida, Apiales, Apiaceae. The record is from RefSeq and is a predicted model, not a curated record. The coding region runs from base 111 to 605 and encodes 164 amino acids.